ACGACAGAGGAGGACAUCGGAUCGGCGGAGACAACUCGGCAGAAGGCACAACCCGCGCCCCUCCACUAGAAAUGCUGCUGGGCCGGGUGUGUCCCGGCACUGGCGAUCGGCGCCCGGAGCCGCUCGCCGCGCCCCCCGCGCCUCUCGGCCUGAGCCCCGGCCACCACUCGGCGUUCGUGAAGCACGAGCCCGUGGAGCGGGCGUCACCCCCUCGACGCUCCCCGCUGACCCCGCCGUCGUGCGGCGGAGGAGGAGGCGGCGUGCGAGCCCAACCCGGCGGCCUCCUCCACCUGGACCACCGACUCGGGACACCGGCCAACGGAGGCCACCAACAUCACCGCAGCGGCGGCGGCUCUCACCACACGGAGCCGCACGGCGCCUCGCACGACCGCCACGGGCCGCCGCUGCCGCAGCCGCCACCACCGCCGCCAGCGCGGCCGCGUCCCAUGGACAGGGGCAGCCCCGGCUCUGGGGGCGAGGAGGAGGAGGUGGAGAGGCUGCGGGGGUCAGGGCACCACGGACACGUGCACCACGGAGGUGGCAACGCCAACCACGGGGCGGGCUUCCCGCGAGGGCCGCUGGGCCCAGGCCUCGGAGUCGGCGUUGGCGGCCGCUCAGCCUGUGAGACGUUCGCGCUGCACGGGCCGCCCGUGCCCAAGAAGCUGUGCCUGGUGUGCGGCGACGUGGCCUCUGGCUACCACUACGGCGUGGCCUCGUGCGAGGCGUGCAAGGCCUUCUUCAAGCGAACCAUCCAGGGUAACAUCGAGUACAGCUGCCCUGCGGCGAGCGAGUGCGAGAUCACCAAGCGCAGACGCAAGUCGUGCCAGGCGUGCCGCUUCACAAAGUGCCUGCGAGUGGGCAUGCUCAAGGAAGGUGUGCGUCUUGACAGGGUGCGUGGGGGACGACAGAAAUACAAGCGUCGGAUUGACGCGGAGAGCGGCGCCCUCCUGCAGCCGCCCGCCGCCUUGCAGCCCGCAAAGCGGCCCGUCAACAAGAUGGUCUCCCAGCUGCUCGUCGUGGAACCCGACCGCCUGUUCGCCAUGGCGGGGCCCGGGGCGGCCGAGUGUGACGUCACAGCGCUCACCACGCUGUGCGACCUCGCCGACCGCGAGCUCGUGCUCAUCAUCGGCUGGGCCAAGCACGUGCCGGGUUUCUCCAUCCUGUCGCUCGGCGACCAGAUGUCGCUGCUGCAGAGCGCGUGGAUGGAGGUGCUUGUGCUGGGAGUGGUGUUCCGCUCGCUGCCGUGCCACGGCGCGCUCGUCUUCGCCGACGACCUGGUGCUGGGCGAGGGGCUGGCGCGCCGCGCCGGACUGCAGGAGCUGGCGCAGGCCAUGCUCCAUCUGGUGGGCAAGUACCAGGCGCUGCGCCUCGAGAGGGAGGAGUACGUGCUGCUCAAGGCGAUAGCGCUCGCCAACUCCGACUCGACACACAUCGAGGACGGCGACGGGGUGCAGCGGCUGCGAGACGCGCUGCACGAGGCCCUGUGGGAGCACGCGGGCAGCGCGCGGCGCGAUGACCCGCGGCGCGCCGGCAAGCUGCUCAUGACGCUGCCGCUGCUGCGCCAGACGGCGGCGCGCGCCGUGCAGCACUUCCACGCGCUCAAGCUGGAGGGCCGCGUGCCCAUGCACAAGCUCUUCCUCGAGAUGCUCGAGGCCAAGAUUUGACGAGUUGGUCGUGCGAACGAGGCACGGCGACGAGGGCGAUGAUGAUGAUGAAGACAAUUGCCGCGGCGACGGUGUCGGUGAUGACAGCGACGAGGGUGAUGAUGAAUUCCCAGUGCCGUAUAGACACUGUUUUGUUGAACAAUUAUGAUGAUGAUGAUAGCGGACAUGAUGACGGUGAGGGUGACGGUGCUGAUUUUGGUGAUCAAGCACGAUGAUGAAAGAGACAGUGUGGUAGCUGACCGCAAUGGAGGGACCACGAUAAUGACGAUGAUCGUGAUGAUCAUAAAGCACCACAGUUGAAUGGUCAAUGUUGUAGUUGAGUCUUGGCCGCAAUAGAAGGAAAAUGAUGAUGAUGAUGGUGAUGAUGACGGUUGCUGCUACUAAAAGUUGAAAAUUCAUCACAAACACCAUGUUCAUAGUAUUUAAGUUGAGACUCAAGCCUAACGGAGGGUUGAUGAUGAUGGGUGCUGCUCUGGUCAAACAUUUAUCAGAAGUGUUCCAAUCAUCUGAACUGUGCUUCAGUUGAGUCUUGAUCCCAAUAGUGAGAUGAUGAUGGUGGCCUGCGCUGCUGCUGUGUUUUUAUUUCCAAGAUAUUAGAAGGCCAGCGGUCUGAGUAUAACUGAUGUUAGCAUUGAGAUUGCAUUGGGUGGAGCGACGCUGAAGAUUUGUGCAAGUCUUCAAAUUACUAAUUGUACACUAUGAUGGUUGCUGCUGUGUUUAAACAUUCUCAGAAGCACCACGUUUGUCUGGACAGUCUUCGAAGCGCCGGUCAUGUCAACAGUAUUUUUUAGUUGUGGCUUUUGGGAGUGGAACACCACCCAAUACUAUGAUGUCUGUAGCUUAACGCUGAUUAUGAGACAUCCUCGGCAGCCGGAACCAAGACCGAAGCUAAUUAUAAACCCUUGGAAGCUGCUUGCAGAUCUCUACAAGGGAUUCACGCACACAGUUCAAAAGUGGCCGGUCGCGCGAAAAUUAGAAUGCAAUGUUACAGGUCAAAAAUAUUCCCCUCCAGUACCCGAUUGGCGCGGCGAAAAUUAUUGCGGUGAUGGAUAAAUGUAAUUUGCAGGCUUCUAUCGAAGUGGUAAGCCUCAUGGCCUGCAGGCCGCAUGAAAUGAAGUCACGGGCCGUAUCUGGCCCUUGGGCCAUGCGUUCCCUACCCCUAAUGUAAAUGUGGCGACUGCUAGACUGAAGCUCCUCGCCUCUCGGCCCAAUCACCCAGUAAUUCACAACAGCUGCACAUCAAGGGUGCCACGGUGGCGAGACGUUAACUCCCUCGCCUGGUAUACAGGAGGUCGUAGUUUCGAUCCCGACCCUGAUGCCUGCUGAAUAUUGGAAGUUUGUGUGUCUUUCUUCCCGUGGUCACGUGUAUUUUUCUCCGGUUUCUCCCUCCACAUCUAUAAUCAACAAGACGCGUUUAGAGCAUUUGGCUGCUUUAAAUGUCCGCAUGAUGAGCCACUUCGUUGAGCUGUCAUUUGUGGCCAGGUCGCUUCUUAAAAAGAGCUAUGUAGCUCAGUGGGCCUUACCUGCAAACAUGUAUUCAUGGUUUAGUUUGUAAAAUGCAGUAUUAGCGUGGAAGGUAUUUACCCCCAGUGGCUGAAAUUGGAGGUCCCAGAACCAGACACCGCAUGAACACACGAACACCGAGUGUUAACGAUCACAAGUCGUAUUUGUGUCGUGCGAUUGUAUGUAUUUAUGAAAGUUGUAGUUAGUGUGUCUUUCCAUGAUUUAAUAUUAGUGUGUCUUUCCAUGAUUUAAUAUUUACAAAUAAGUUGUAUUUAUGUAUUUAAAAGUUUACAAAUGUUUUA
Lethenteron reissneri (Far Eastern brook lamprey) is the source of this 3469-nucleotide messenger RNA. It is a transcript of the gene ESRRB, whose product is annotated as estrogen related receptor beta. Lineage: Eukaryota; Metazoa; Chordata; Hyperoartia; Petromyzontiformes; Petromyzontidae. The record is from RefSeq and is a predicted model, not a curated record. Gene Ontology annotation, biological process: regulation of DNA-templated transcription. Gene Ontology annotation, cellular component: nucleus. Gene Ontology annotation, molecular function: nuclear steroid receptor activity; zinc ion binding; steroid binding.